Messenger RNA from Menidia menidia (Atlantic silverside), 8244 nucleotides. The record is from the annotation of a GenBank genome assembly. Lineage: Eukaryota; Metazoa; Chordata; Actinopteri; Atheriniformes; Atherinopsidae.
CCCACUGUACUAGGCCAUAAGCAAGUCGCAAGAUGGCUCAUGUCGCUCGAAAGUAAUGCUUCCCUCUGCAACAGGGAACCACGAGUGUAGAAGAAAGCGAGGGAGGUGCCAUCUGACUUUUGAUUUUAUUUGAAUUGCUUCUUUAUUCCAUCAAGCUUCCAUCUUAUGCCACCUCGUAACCGCUCGGACUUGUCUUGGGGAGUUGACGCGUCAAAUCACGCCGGGGAACCUGCAAACAGCUAACUGAUAGCCUCCGUUCGUCAAUAUAAGUAUAGCUAUCCAUACCCACUAUUUGAUAUACUUACACAAGUACACGUGUGUACUUGUACUUGUAUUAACGUGUGUGUGUAUAUAUAUAUAUAACUACAUUGAUAUUAAAUAACAGAUUAGUUACCGCUUCGUGCUGACCUUUCUUAGUGUUAGUUCAGAAUAAUUUUGAAAAAAUAGUUCCGAAUUAAAUAAUCAGUCUUAAAGUUUACAUUUCUCGUAUGCCCAAAUUCAAUCCAUCCAUUUUGUGGUUUGCAGACUAAUUGCAGGAUUGUACGCGGUCGUACGUAGCAGGAAUAUUGUUCUAGAGACAUUUCACGGAAUUAUCCAGUUAUAUGCAUUCAGAUAGAUUCCUUUAACGUGUUAUGUUAAAGCAAAAUUAUGGGAGAAGAAAAUUUUACUUUCUUCUGUUUUUUCGGAGAUGAUAACACUGGCCUUAUUGACAUUUCACCAAAUAUCCACAAUUAUGGAAAGCAAUCCGUAUAGACACGACCAAAGCUGAAAAAUUGGCUUUCUGAUAUUGAAAAAAAUAAUUUAGUCAGAUCAGUUGCGCGGAAGCGUAUGUUGAUUAAUUUACCUUGCCUGGGUUUCAGUUAAGUUGUUUAACAGCUUGAGCUAAACGGUUCAUUACAUUGGAGACCUGUUAGCUUGCUCGCAGAGCAUAGCUAGCGCAGUCUCGCUCCAUAACACAUUACAAACACGGCGUACAGAACAUAUUCUGAGCACGCUCCCGGCCAAACACAUAGGCUCAAUAACACCGUCAUGGGAGUGCAGGGCUUUCAGGAAUAUUUAGAGAAGAGGUGUCCCGGGGCGGCCGUUCCUGUGGAUCUGCUGAAGCUCGCCCGUACCGCGGCCCGCCAGCCCCCUCAUCAUCACCACCCACAUCAUCCUGGGCCUAUGCCUCCUGCGCCUGCCAGAGUCCUUAUCGACGCUGACUCCAGCUUACAGCGCCUCUAUGGCGGCUACCAGACUGACUGGGUGUGCGGUGGCGAGUGGAAUGCCAUGCUGGGCUAUCUGGCCGCCUUGUCACAGGCUUGUCUGUACCAGGGUGGUCUGGAGUUGGUGGUGGUUUUCAACGGCACUCUUGGGAAGGAGCGUUGGCCCGAAUGGGCUCGCCGAGCUCAGGGACAGAGACAAACGGCACAACUGAUAGUCAACCACGUCGGUAGCAAGGCCACACCGCCUCCACGGGCAUGGUUCCUGCCCCCUGCUUGCCUCAGCCAUUGUGUUCGCCUGGCCAUGUUCCGCUUCCGAGUACGGGUUGUACAGACUUUAGAAGACCACCACCAGGAAGUGCUGUCUCUCUACAGAGACUGUGGAUUUGCUGGGUUGAUUGCCCAGGAUUCUGAGUUUGCACUUUGCAACAUACCAGCCUACUUUUCUUCGCACACUCUCAAACUCAGCUGGAAUGGCAAGAAUCUGACCACACAUCAGUAUCUCUUGUGUGAGGCUGCCAGGCAGCUUGGGCUCAAGACACAACACCUGCCUCUAUUUGCUGCUCUUCUGGGAAAUCAUAUUCUACCUGAUGAGGACCUGGCUGCCUUCCACUGGAGUCUGCUUGGACCAGAACACCCAUUAGCCUCUCUUAAGGUCCGAGCCCAUCAGUUGGUGUUGCCACCCUGUGAAGUGGUAAUCAAAGCUGUCUCAGAGUACGUUUCCUCCAUAAAAGACCUCAGGAACCUUGAUGCCAUUGCAAAAGAUGUCUUCAAACAGUCACAGUCACGUAUGGAGGACAAGGUAGAGCGGUUCAAGAAAGCUGUGGAGUAUUUCUCAGAUGCCUCCAAACCGCCUAGCAUGGGGCCCACUUCUUUCAUUUUACCAGGAUUUGGACAAACUCCCUUUUGUGGAUCACCUGGCUAUAUUGGACCGAUACACCCUGGAAAGAAUCAGUUCCCUGUUGCCCAGAUUCCUGUGUUAAAAUCCCCCUAUCAAAAUACUCCAGGUGGACCUGGCUCUGCCCCUAUGUUCCAGAACCCCCCACAGCCAUCUCAAGACUGCAGUGACUCUCUGACGGCAAAGAUGGGCCUCUCUGACUGGUCAGCUCCAUAUGAUUCCACACAAGGAGGGAGUCGGUUACCAAAUCAUCACAUUUCCCAGUCUGGACCCUCACCAUCACCUUCUUCGUCAUCAGAUGGAGAUGAACCUACUGAUGGCAACUCAAACCAUUUGGCAGACAAGCCCUCUCAAUGGCAAGACCUUCCUAGAAGAGGGACCUCAACCUCUGGUCACAGUUCCCAGGGCAACGGGAGUGGAUCAAACAUUCCAUCACUGUUAUCAAUGGCAACAAGGACUCACAUGGACAUAACUACGCCCCCACUGCCUCAGGUCAGUGCUGAGGUUCUACGUGUAGCUGAGCACAGGCACAGAAGAGGACUGAUGUAUCCCCAAAUUUACCACAUUUUGACCAAGGGAGAGAUGAAAAUCCCAGUGUGUAUAGAGGAUGAGUGUAACUCUGAACUGCCUCCUGCAUCUCUGCUUUUCCGUGCUGCCCGACAGUAUGCCUAUGGUGUCCUCUUCAGUCUCGCUGAAACACACCGCCGACUGGAGAGGCUUGCUCUCCGUAAGAGGACUCCCAUGGAAGUUCCUCCAGUGAUUGUCAAAGAGUGGAGCAGCGGAAAGGCCAAGUCAGCACUGACACCAGAGCUGGUUCCGGCACUGUGUUUCAGAGAGUGGACCUGUCCUAACCUGCGGCGCCUGUGGUUGGGUCGUGCCAGUGAAGACCGCUCCAGAAGAACCAGAGCCUUCCUGGCAUGCCUACGCUCCGAUUGCCCUGCCCUCCUUAACCCCACACAAGUCCCACAGCAUUUACUGCUUAUGUGCUGUGUGCUCAGGUAUAUGAUGCAGUGGCCUAGUGGACGGAUUCUCCAAAGACAUGAGCUUGAUGCUUUCCUAUCCCAAGCUGUUUCGAGUCAGCUCUAUGAGCCCGAACAGCUCCAGGAGCUCAAGGUUGAGAAGAUGGAGGCCCGAGGUGUACAGCUGGCUGCUCUCUUUAUGGCCGGCGUUGACACAGCCUUAUUAAUUAAUGAUGUCUGCGGCCAGCCAUUGCCAUGGGAACACUGCUGUCCCUGGGGCUUUUUUGAUGGCAAAUUGUUCCAGAGCAAAUUAGCACGUGCAACCCGUGACCGGUCUGCCCUACUUGAUAUGUGUGAGGGACAGGAGGAGCUGGUGUCAAAGGUUGAGAAGAUGCGCCAAGCAAUCCUCGAGGGCAUCAAUCUGUCCCGCCCUCCUCCUCCUCCUCCACCUCUUCCACCUCCUGCCUUUCUCUCCCCUGCCAUGGCAUCCCCGUUCUACCCCAUGCCUCCUCUCUACCCACCACGCCCCAUGGGUGGCUUGCCCCCUCACCAUCACCCACAUCAUUCACAUCAUCCUGCCCAACAUAGAUCUCGAGCUUUUCCAGGAAUUCAGUCUAUUCCCCCCCAAGGAGGGAAACUGGAGAUAGCUGGAAUGGUAGUUGGUCAAUGGGCUGGUAACAAGCCGGUCCGUGGUAGAGGAGUCUUCAACAUGCAGGUGGUGUCAGUUGGAGCAGGAAAAGGUAGGGGAAAGGAGAUCCCUGCAAAGGGAGUGAAAAAAACAGCUGCAGAUAGAUCACAGAGCUUGUCUUCCCCCCAAUCCAUCAGUCCCCCAAAGCUCUCAGAGGAGGUAGGCUUGAGUCCAGUGGUUGCAACUCAGCAGGUGAAUGUCAGCUCGGUAACUUCUGCCAUUAGCCAGCCCUUGGAUCUGGUCCCCUUGGCCCAGCCAAUCCCCUGUGCCUUAGCCAGCAGAGAAAACCAAUCAGAGGGGGUGGAAGAAGAGACCCCCUGUUGCCUUGAUGACUGCGCAUCAGAUGGAGCUCUGCAGAAGGAAGAGUGAUAGAUAUCCUUCCCAGGAUGCACUCAAGAGAGAUAUCUGUGUUUGACUGCCUUUCCAUUUUAUUGUAGCCUUGUAUUCUAGCUAUACACAUUAUCAAAAGGAGCAGAAAGUGAAGCAAGGCCCCUGUUGUGCUGCUCUAUUUGAUUGGCUGAAGUGGUUAGCCGUUGCUCCCUUUUAUUUUUAUAAUUCAAAUUACAUUGUUUUAUAAAAAAGAAAGGUUUCUCCAUGAGUCUGAGUUUGUAUCCUAUCCAUUAGAAAAUCCUAUAUGUCACUAAGAUAAACAUGUGGCCCUGUCCAUGUCACAGCCUAACACUUAAAUAAACAAGCCUUCUCCCACUAUCCAGAUAUCUGUAGAAUUAGCAUAACUUAUAAUGGUCCCAUUGUUUAUAUAAUUUCUAACUGAGAUGUGGUGAUGGAUAUCAAUUAUCCCAUCAAUUAUGUGGGAUAUGAAUGCUUACGGCUGCAGGACUUGAUGGCCAUUGUUUCUAGUUACUAAUUGUUAUAAGUUUUUAAUCACAAACAUUUUGUGAAAGCUUUGCCUCUGGGUAUUUGAAAAAUGGCGUAUCAAUAUUCUUAGAAGCCCCACCCCCCAAACUACAUUUUGGAAGGAUUUAUUACAGAUUUAUUUAAUAUUGCUGGAACACUUCUUGCAUCAUCUUGGUAACAGUGUAUAGUCUAACUAUGAUCUAUGUAGCAUAGCUAUGUGCUCAACUGUGCUAACAGAAACCAUAAAUGUGUGCACCUUAAGCCCUGAAGUAUGCAAGAUUGUCUUUUCCCCUUGGUUCGUUUCUAAAAAUGCUUUGAUUGUACUGACCCAGCAUAAGCACUUACCAUGAUAGUUUGAUAUAGUGGAUCUGAUUAAGCCCAUAUGUAGUUGAUAAUAAGCUGUCAAGGGUGUAUCUCGUUCCUAAUUAAAUCUUUAGGGUCUAUAUAAUUACAUGUAAAUUACAUUCAAAUAGAGUUAUUUUAAAAUCUCGCACUAUGGUGGUGUGGUUUCAGACAAAGAAGCACUUAGAAAAGGUUCAUCACUGGAUGAACCUGGACAGUCCUCUACCAAAUCUUUGGCACCUUAUUGACUUGAGGCCAAAAAAACAGGAAUAACACUGCCCAGUAAAAUAUGAAGUUGGAUUGUGUCAGUGUGGGUAAUAGCUGUGUGACACUGACCUUUCACAUUCAGUCUAGAACUACAAUUAAACUAAAAGUCAAAAUAGAACUAGGCUUCAUGGUGAAUUUGAAUGUGCCACUUAUAACCUAAGGUUUCUGUGGAAAUGUUUUAUCGGAGCAGUUGUGUUUUGUGGGAUUGAAAUGUGCCACUUUAGCGUCAUCUAACUACAGAAAUAGAUGCAUGUACAUCUUGCCAAUAACUGGUAGCACAGCUGCACGAAUAAAAGCAGUAAACCAACAUAUACUGCCUGAGAUAUGCUGACAAUGAGUUUUGUAAACUUUCUAAUCAAACAAAGAAAAGCUCUAACCAGCUAAUUAUAUUAAAAAGGCAAGUCAGCAAGAAGCACCUUAUUUCCUGAACUAUGUCAAUGGCUUCAUGUGUGCCACAAAAUUGACAUGGAAUAAGUUUUUUUUAUUUUGUUUUAAAGGUAAGAACCCUUGACAGUUAAUACAGCUGCAAGUAAAGCCCUGUGUUUAUUUUAUAAAGAGCUGGGGCCCUUCUGUAUCUUACACCGUCACUAGUGGUUCUUUCCUUUAAGUCAUUUCUGGUAGGGAUUAAGAAUACAACUGUUAUAGGUGUUAAGAGUAGAUGACAGUGUUGAGAUUUAAUGCAGCAAAGAAAAGACCAUUAGGAAUUUAGCUCCACUGGCCACCGAUAGGAUUACUCCAUAUUCAUAUAUUUUUAUGCUUUCAACUUCCUGACAUUAGUACAAAUGUUUUUCUCAGUAGUAUAAUGUUAAAACAUGACUUGGCUGUUGUUAAGAGAGGUUGUUAUCUCGAUUUGCUCACUAGAUCAAUUGAAACACACAGAUACAAGGACACCUAGAACAGACACAUCACAGACAAGUUGCAUUUGUUACCAGCAGCAUCUCAUUGUGCUGACAUGAUUUUGUGUAGUUUUGGUUUUGUGGAAUUGCCAUCUGGUCAUUGCAGGGUUCUACUAACCAUGCAAACUUAUGAGUGUAGGAAUUCUCAAACAGAUCAUGUUGAAGUAUCAGAGAGGCACAGUGCUAAAUGCAUAUUGGCAUAUACAUGGAUGGUAAACUUAGUUGCAUUGUAGCUAAAAUUGGAAAACAAUAGUAAACAUUUGAUAUAAUGUCCAUCACUUGACCUUGUAUGUUUAUGUUUGACAGGUUUAAGAUAAAUGCUUUCAUGCUUAUUCACAUCUGUUCGCACUGAAACUUUUUGAUUUUUCUCUUUUCCAAAAUCCUGAUUGUUCACCUAUAAUAAAACUUCCCACUGUUUGAUGGUUAAGUAAACAGGCUUUCACAUUAAGUCCAAUUCAAAAGCCUGCCUACUGAGACAUUAAAAGUAGCAAAUUACUUUUUAUUUCUCAAUAUCCAUUAGCCCUGAAAUCUGCUCAAAUAGCCACCUUUUUGGUUUUCUCUUUGUGCUACGCAACUCCUGAUUUACCUGACUUACUGUCAAGGUUACAUUAACAUUGGUAAACAGUUUUCUGUAUGUAUCUAUCAAGAGUUGAGGAAUAAAAAAAAAGAUAGUUUUGUAUAACUGUACUAAUUUUUUGGCUUACUAUCUUUAAUGUUGUUACAUCUUCUAAUUUUAGUCCUCUUACCAUUGCUUAAGUUUGUACUGAAAUAUGCCUAGUCAACAUAGAGAAUUUAAAGCUGUAGUGAUUGCCAUUCACUUUACCUGUAUUUUAUAUCUAAUCUUUAUCCCACUUUAUAAUUUGUUUAAUGUGUAAGUAAAUAUUUUCAACUUUUCAAAAGUAAAAUUGUCUGUACUGUUUGAUUCUCAUCAUGCCUUAGCAAAUGAUACCCAGACAUACAAGCACAAACAAAAAAACUGUGUGUGUAUAUAUUUAUGUAUAUGUACACACACACACACAUUCAGCACAUUUGCAAUACAAAGUAAUUAAUGACCCCCGCAUUGAUCAAACUACAGUUUAGUUACAUUCUUUUAUGUAAUAUUUCAAUGUAACCCUUGCACUUUUGAGACACGUUGAGAGUUUCUCUGAACACCAAUCUGACACUGGUCAAAAGUUGUUUUAAUUUUUUAAUUCAAGAACAGCAGUAAAGUUGAGUACCAUCAUGGUUUCAGCAGAAAUCAGAAAUUGUUGGCAGAAAAUAAUUCAAUACAUCAACGUAGACUGCAAACCUUUUUAUAUAUUUUCAACAAUAAAUCAUGAACAUUCUUGGCUCUAGAUAUGACCCUUCGACAACAUAAACUACUGAUUAAGGAUCUGACAUUUCUAAAAAAACAAAAGAUUCCUUCUGUCCUGCAGAAAAUAAUAAAGUGUUGUGAUGAAAAUGUUUCCUCUGAAUUAGCAAUGUAAUAGGGUUAUGAUCAACCGUAUUUAAAAGUAACCUUCCUCUACUUACAGAUAUUGAGACAUUUAUUCAAAUCUGUAAAGUGAACCAUGUUCCAUAAUAAAAGUGUUUUAUGAGAAUAGUAUAACUGUGACAGAAUUGUUGUCUGCCAUACACAAUGUGUCAUAAUCUAUUUGGUCUCUAGAUUCUCAUCGCAUAUUGUCCAGUUUGAAUUAAAAAAAAAAACAGAAUGUUUCUGUCUGCAUCGCUCCCCACCCUCACAGCCAUCAUCACUUUCCAACGUCGACUGCUAUUUUUUGCGUCUUAUUCUCCCCAAAUGAAUUGAUCUUGAACAUUUGUCUUGAUGCAUCAUUACGCAAAACUGCCAGAACUACUUUUUCAGCAAAGAUUUCCUAAAAAGAGGAUCAAAGUUAUCAAUAGACAUUUAUAAACAUUAUUGCUAAAACCAUUUAUCACCAUGAUUGCUGUUAUAACUAUGGCUGGUAUAAUUUGUCAUUGUAAGCAUGGAAGAAGCACCACUUUUCUUUUAUUUAGUUUGUGUGUGUUUUGGGAUUUUUUUGGUUUGUUUUAUAGCUGAGAGGUCCAGGUUCAGAAAGAGACAAAGAUACUGGUCAUAUUUGUACUGGUUGGGAAAUAACAAACAGUGCUGAAAUAAAUUUUAUUCUUUUAGUAAAAA